AUGGCUCCUUCCUGGCGCAAUGCGGCGGUCGGCGCCCUUGCCCUCUCUUUCCCUGGCAGUGGCCUCUUUGCCGCUGCCCAGGCGGCCUCAAGGCAGCCCGCCGGCCCCGGCUACCGCGGCAUGGACGCCGUUUGUCCCUCUGCCUGCUUCUCAACCGGUCCUGACCCUUUAGGCUGGUCUGCCUAUCCUAGUGCAAGCCGGUUGUCCUCUUGUAAACAGGUCGUUCUCUCGAGCUUCUCGCUUCACGAUGACGUCGAUGACAAGGACAGCAACCACCGCAUCUACGCCUGCACGGCCUAUGGCCAUGACUGGGAUGAUGAGGCCAAGGCUGAUGCGGCUGCCGCUCGCUCUGCCAAGGAGGUCAACGUCACUUACGAGAUCGGAUGGGACUCCAGUGAAGCCGGCACCGAGGCCGCGUACAGUUUGUUAAUGGAGCAGAUGCGCGAGUAUGCGGUCAACGGCCACACCCCCACCAACAGGACGACUAUGUUGUAUGCCCAGUUUGGCCAGACCACGGCCGGUCUCUACAUUGGUCAAGGUCUGCGAGCGCCGGAUGUUGCCAACGCCGCCCUGAAGGCUCUGGACUCCAACUCGGCUGAGUUCGAUGGACGACGUGACGCUCUUGCGAUCCAGCUCUGCGGGCCCGGUUACGACUCCGACCACAUUCUGGGCUUUAUGGCCGUCAACCGUGGCACAUUGGGCGAUAUCCAGCAGGCCUUCAAAUCCUGGUCUGGUGCCGAGUGUCUUGACUUUGCCAACUCUACGAGCAUCACCACCACCGCGCCCUUUACCCUGCCCCAACUCUCAUCGAUUAAAGGAAACCACACUAUCUCUCAUGUCAACGGCACUGUUGCGAGGCGACACCACUCUGGGCAUUCCUUGAGUCACUCGGCUCUUCACGUUCGGGCAUCCGAGUGCAGCACCCAGAUGGUCGGCGAGGGAGAUAGCUGCGCCGCCCUCGCCGAACGGUGUGGAAUCUCCGGUGCCGACUUCACCAAGUACAACUCGGACGAGGGACUCUGCUCCAGUCUCACCCCUGGCCAGCAUGUCUGUUGCUCGUCCGGCGAUCUCCCUGACUUCCGCCCCAAGCCCAACGACGACGGUUCCUGUGCUACUACUGUUGUGAAUGACGGCCAGAGCUGCGCUACUGUAGCGGCCGCCAAUAGCCUGACCAACGACGAUAUUGAAGAAUUCAACCAGGACACUUGGGGCUGGAACGGAUGCAAGAACAUCUUUGCUGGCAGUGUCAUUUGCGUCAGCAAGGGCACGCCACCGAUGCCUGCGGCCGUGGAAAACGCCAUCUGCGGACCGCAGGUUCCCGGCACAGAGGCCCCCGACGAUAUGAGCACGCUCGCUGACUUGAACCCUUGCCCGCUCAAUGCCUGCUGUAACACCUGGGGCCAGUGCGGUAUCACGCCAGAGUUCUGCACGGACACCAACACCGGCGCCCCAGGCACGGCCAAGGCCGGCACCAACGGCUGCAUCUCCAACUGCGGAACCGACGUGGUCAGUGGCUCAGCGCCGUCUGAGUUCCGCAGCGUGGCCUACUACGAGGGUUACCUGUUCAACCGCGAGUGCCUGUACCAGGACUCCCUCCAGAUCGACACGUCCAAGUACACCCACCUGCACUUCGGCUUUGGAUCCCUUACAGCGGACUACGAGGUCUCCGUCGGAGAUGAGUUCAGCACCUAUGAGUUCAACAACUUCAAGUUCCUCAGCGGCCCCAAGAAGAUCCUGUCCUUUGGCGGCUGGGACUUCUCGACCAAUCCCAGCACUUACAACAUCUUCCGUGAGGGCACCCAGGCAGCGAACCGCCUCAAGCUGGCAACCAACAUUGCAAAUUUUAUCAAGGAUCACGACCUCGACGGUGUUGAUAUUGACUGGGAAUACCCUGGUGCUCCCGAUAUCCCUGGUAUCCCCGCCGGUUCUGAGGACGAGGGUGACAACUAUCUCAAGUUCCUGGUUAUUCUUAAGAACUUGCUUAAAGGAAAGUCGGUCUCGAUCGCUGCUCCCGCGUCAUACUGGUACCUGAAGGGCUUCCCGAUCAAAUCCAUCGGCAAGAUCGUCGACUACAUCGUCUUUAUGACCUACGACCUUCACGGACAGUGGGAUGCCGCCAACCCCAACUCUCAGGACGGCUGCCCGACAGGAAACUGUCUCCGCAGUCAGGUCAAUCUCACGGAGACGAUGACUUCUCUGGCCAUGAUCACCAAAGCUGGCGUUCCCUCUGACCGCGUUGUUGUGGGAGUGGCCAGCUACGGCCGGUCCUUCGCCAUGGCUGAGGCUGGCUGCCACGGCCCUGAGUGUCUGUAUACCGGAUCCCGCGCCAGCUCAGACGCCACCAAGGGACGAUGCACCGGCACGGCCGGCUACCUGGCCAACGCCGAGAUCAAUGAGAUCAUCAGCGGCACCUCUUCCGGACUCAGCACUCGUGACGACGUCUCCAGCCGCGUUACCGCACACUACCUGGACGAAGACAGCGACAGCAACAUUCUGGUCUACGACGACACCCAGUGGGUUGCGUACAUGAGUCCCGAGGUCCGCGAGUCUCGAGUCAGCAAGUACAAGGGACUGAACAUGGGUGGCUCGGUCAACUGGGCGACCGAUCUCGAGACCUUCGAAGACGCACCGGUGGGCAACUGGUCAGACUACAAGGCCGCCAUCCAGGCCAGAAAGAAUCCUCUCGACGCCGACAAUCUUCACGACGGAAACUGGUCCACCCUCACCUGCGGUAACGAGUACUACAAGGGAACGCCAUACUACUCGCCCUCGGAGCGGUGGGCCUCGCUCGACGUCGACGACGCCUGGGAUGACAUGAUGAAGGCGUGGAAGUACUACCGCGACAAUGUCAACGCCACAUCGUUCACUGGGUACAUUGCCUACAUGAUAAACUAUGAGGGCUACGGUGACUGCGGCGAUAUCGUGGCCGGUUGCGGUGGAACGAUCGAGUGUCAGACCGGUCGAUCUCCUGCAGAGGUCCUCAUCUGGGAGUCGUUGAACAAAGUCAGCACCUCGUACGCGAGGUACCAUGACGGUCUUCUCUCGGCCGCGGCCCUCAUCGUCGAUCCCUCGCUCAAAGACUUCACGAAGAAGUUUGCACCUGUGCCCCCCAAAGAUGCCCUGAACUGGCAGGACCUUCUGCUUGACCUGAUCUCGGACGCGACUCCGAUGGUUGGCGGAAAGUUCUUCAAAUAUGUUCUGACCAAACUUCCUGGCAUCGCUUCGCUGAGUGAUGAAGGAAAGGAGAAAGCUCAAGAAAUCACCGAGUCUGUUCUGGGCAAGGCAGCCGAGAUUGGCACGAGUCUUGUUGACACCGAGGAUCCUGACGAGUGGUCAGACGAUGAUCAAGACGGUUUCAUGACAUACCUAGGGCAGAGUGCCGGUAUCUGGGACAGGGCCAAUACCAUCGGCUUAGCAACCCUAUUCGACGGCUCAGACGACUCCAUCGACACUCUCAAGUCCCUUGUGGCUGACGGCCACUUCAUCAACGGCGCCAGCGACCUCGGCGACGGAGACGCCUACGACGCAAAGACAGGAAACGAGACCGUCACCGACGCCUUUACAAAAGCCUACUAUGGAUUCGCGAUCCCGGCCAUAUGGCAGAGUUCGGGGCACCACCCCUUCAUCAUCGAAACGGGUCGCACCUGCACAACCGAUGAUAACCCGGACGACGAUGGCCUGGCGGCAGCCUGCCACGAGGGCAAGCUUUACAAGCUGGCCGAUCCCGACGGAGACUCGAGAUCGUGCCGCGAAAACGCGCAGACUGGCGUCAAGUGUGGCCAGGACGGUGACACCUACAACGACUUUGCCACCCUCAACGGUGUAGACCAGCUCAAGGAUGGUGCUUGGGGUGGUGUGACUCCACAGGAUAUCAUCCACGGAGCCGUCCGGACCUACAUCAACAACGGCAACGAAAACGGCGGCGAGAGCAAAGUUGACACAAGCAAGAACUUCGACAGCCUCGCGGACCUCGACAUCACCGUGCCCAACUUCAUCAACCUCCCCGUCUGCACCGAGACGAUCGCGCGCCGCUCCUGGACCAACUCCGACGACACCGAGUCCGCCCGCAACGUCGACUUCUUCCCCUGCAACGUCGCCAACGGCAAGGACUACUGCGGCGAAUCCACCUUCGAGGACCAGGGCAGCGAGGCCUCGCCCUUGAUCGACGACUGCAAGCAGAUCAUCAAGAACAUCCAGGGCACGGACGGCGAGUGGAACACCUCGCCGCUCGAGAAGCAGCGCUCGCUUGUGCAUUAUGGGUCCUGCCGCUUCGGCGUCACGGGCAAGGGCAUCCAUGGCAAUGUCUCGUUUAUGACGGGCGCCCAGGAUAUCAUUGAUAUUAUUAACGAUGCCAUUGAGAAGUUUGGGCGGGAUGAUGGGCGCGUUGGUGCGAAGGGCACUAUGCAGUGUGAUGGGAACAUUAAGAAGCAGAAGGUUGAUUGGGGGCUUUACUAG
This is a messenger RNA of Aspergillus mulundensis, 4455 nucleotides long. RefSeq lists its product as uncharacterized. Lineage: Eukaryota; Fungi; Ascomycota; Eurotiomycetes; Eurotiales; Aspergillaceae. Gene Ontology annotation, biological process: carbohydrate metabolic process. The record is from RefSeq and is a predicted model, not a curated record. Gene Ontology annotation, molecular function: chitin binding; hydrolase activity, hydrolyzing O-glycosyl compounds. Bases 1 to 4455 code for a protein of 1484 amino acids. The transcript has 6 exons.